Oldenlandia corymbosa var. corymbosa is the source of this 2776-nucleotide messenger RNA. Lineage: Eukaryota; Viridiplantae; Streptophyta; Magnoliopsida; Gentianales; Rubiaceae. The record is from the annotation of a GenBank genome assembly.
CAACACCAAUGCACACGCUUACAUCUAGCUUUACAACAAAAGCUGACCCCCACCUCUCCCAAAACACACAAAAUUUUUUAAAGCUCUCUUUGAAUUGAGUUGCUGAAACUUCUUCUGAAAAGAGAAAAGAGGGCAUCAAAAUCAAUGGCUGUCAUGAUGGUCAUUCUUGGCAUGGCUUUUGGGCUCUGCAUUCUCAGUAUUGCUCUGUUGAAAUGGAAUGAAGUGAGGUAUAGGAAGAAAGGUUUGCCUCCUGGUACAAUGGGUUGGCCUGUUUUUGGUGAAACUACAGAGUUUCUGAAGCAAGGCCCUGGAUUCAUGAAGAAUCAGAGAUCAAGAUAUGGCAAUUUCUUCAAAUCCCACAUUCUGGGCUGUCCUACCAUUGUAUCAAUGGAUCCAGAAGUGAACAGAUACAUAUUGGUGAAUGAAGCUAAAGGGCUUGUCCCUGGUUAUCCUCAGUCUAUGUUGGACAUUUUAGGGAAAAGCAACAUUGCUGCUGUUCAUGGUUCUGCUCAUAAGUACAUGAGAGGUGCAUUGCUUUCUCUCAUCAGUCCCACCAUGAUCAGGGAGCAACUUUUGCCUAAAAUUGAUGAAUUCAUGAGAUCCCACCUCAGCAAUUGGGGUAACACAGUGAUUGACAUUCAAGAAAAGACUAAAGAGAUGGCAUUUCUAUCUUCUCUGAAGCAGAUUGCAGGCUCUGAAUCAGCUGCCAUAGCUAAAGAGUUCAUGCCAGAAUUCUUUAAGCUUGUAGUAGGAACUCUUUCAUUGCCUAUCAAUCUUCCCAAUACAAAUUACCAUCGUGGUUUUCAGGCUAGGAAAAAUAUUGUUACCUUGCUGAGGAAACUUAUUGAUGAGAGAAGAGCAUCUGGAGAAACUAAGGAUGAUAUGCUUGGUUUUCUGAUGAAUACUGAGGAGAACAAGUACAAAUUGACAGAUGAGGAGAUGAUUGAUUUGAUUAUUACAAUUUUGUAUUCUGGGUACGAGACUGUUUCGACUACUUCUAUGAUGGCUGUCAAAUACCUUCAUGACCAUCCAAAAGCUCUAGAAGAAGUGAUGAAAGAGCAUAUGGCAAUUCGGGAAAGGAAAAAGAAUCCAGAUGAUCCAAUUGAUAUUGAAGACUACAAAUCAAUGCGGUUUACACGUGCUGUAAGUUGGUCCAAAUCCAAAUCCCCAACUGCUUCACUCAGCCUUAAAAUUAAUAAGAUGAUGAUGAAUAAUUGCUCAGUAUAUCUGUUAAACUAAUUAUGAAUAAUUGUUCAUGAUUCUUCUUCAGGUGAUUUUUGAGACAUCAAGAUUAGCCACUAUUGUUAAUGGGGUAUUGAGGAAAACAACUAAAGACAUGCAACUCAAUGGUGAGUCUCUCCAGCCUGGAUGCAUAUAUAACUGUCUUAACACCUAAGUAGGGGAAACCUGAUAUAAUAAUAGUACACCUUUCUCCCUAAAAAAAAGAAAGUCGCGUUUUAUUGUACCGUUUUAGUUAAACAAAAAUAUAACGCUUUUAUGAAAGGAGAGAGUAUGAUUGAACCAUCAUGCAUAACAUGCAGGGGAUUACAAGAGCCACUUUUAUAUUACAUUCUUUUUCUUUCUUUUUUAUUCAGAAGAUAUAUAUAUAGUAGAGUAUUGUUCUAAAGUAUAGUGUACAAUUUAAUUGGCUAACUGUACAAGAUCAUAAGGUCCCUACCCUAUCAUAAUCCACAUGGUGUACCAACCAUUCCAGCUGAGACAUUCCAAUUCAUGGCCUAUCUUUUGUCCAACUUCUGAAUUAUUUUAUUCAACUUUGAUAAGAGAGGAAGUAGAAGUAGAAGAAGAAGAGGGCAACUAAGUUUAGCUCACCAGACAGAGAGCACAUUACAUAACAUCUUUGCAAAACAUUCCACUCAUAAAGACCAUACACAACACAAAAGUGAAAAGCUUUUUAAGGACCAUUUUAUUUCUCUUUUAGCAAUGAUUGAAUAUGAUGAAACUCUUUUAAGCUUACUUAAACUACCCUUUUAGUCAAAUUAGCUACUUACCAUUUAUUUGAUUUUUACUGUAUUUUUCAGGGUUUACUAUUCCAGAAGGGUGGAGAAUAUAUGUGUAUACCAGAGAGAUUAAUUAUGAUCCUGUCUUGUACCCUGAUCCAUUGACCUUUAAUCCAUGGAGAUGGAUGGUCCGUAAUCUUUUUUCGAAUUCUUGUUUUGAGUCACCAAUUACUGAGAGAAGUGUUUUAAGUUUUUGGCUAACAAAAUGUGUGUUUGCUUGGUACAGGAUAAAAGCCUGGAGAACAAAAACUUCUUUUUGAUAUUUGGAGGAGGAACAAGACAAUGUCCUGGAAAAGAACUUGGUGUCGCAGAAAUUUCCACUUUUCUACAUUACUUUGUGACCAGAUACAGGUAAAAACUGAUGUUUAAGUUAAUCUCACAUUACAUUAUCUGAAAUGGCAAAACUUUAUGGACUCUUUUAUAAUUGUGAUUAUUGCUACUUGUGCAGCUGGGAAGAAGUAGGGGGAGACAAGCUGAUGAAGUUUCCAAGAGUUGAAGCACCAAAUGGGCUGCACCUUAAGAUAUCAGAUCACUAAAAAAAAAAAAAAAUUAACCAUAACUUUUGUUAGGCUUUUGGAAUCAUGUACAGGCAUAACUGAUAAUGAUAGUUUUUUUGUAGCAAUAUGAUGUUGAGAAAGAAGGGAGGGUGGGGGGUAACAUGGAUGUACAAAUAGACUAUUCUGCUAACUCAGGGACAAAGUGAAACCUGGUUUUUUUUUUUUGGCCGGAUUAUAUAUAUGUUAUGAAAGAGAUGUUCA